This is a messenger RNA of Trypanosoma theileri, 945 nucleotides long. RefSeq lists its product as uncharacterized. NCBI's taxonomy places the organism in Eukaryota, Euglenozoa, Kinetoplastea, Trypanosomatida, Trypanosomatidae. The transcript has a single exon. Bases 1 to 945 code for a protein of 314 amino acids. The record is from RefSeq and is a predicted model, not a curated record.
AUGGUAAUGAUGCGCUACGUGCUGUGUAUCCUCGCUCUCCUGCUCUCAUGUGCGUGUGUGCACGUCCUCGCUGAAGAAGUGCCUGCCGCCGAUCUUUCCGACCAAGUCCCUGAUACGGAGAGUGAGACAAAGAUUCUUCUUCAAGGUACUGCUGAUUGCACUACUGAUGGUGGUGCUCCUGAAACUCCUGGAGGUUCUUGUCCUGCUGCUGCUGGCCCUGCUCUUCCUUCUGGUCCUCCUGGUAUUGUUGGUUCUUCUGCUCCUGUUCCUGCUUCUGCUUCCGAUUCUGCUGAUCUUCCUGGUAAAGCUGCUGAUGAAUGCUCUGCUGGCACUGAAGUUUCUAAUCAACAAUGUCGUGAAGCUACAAAUAGAUCUGGAGGAGGAGGUAGUGGUGGUAGUGGAGGCACUCAACUUCCACAAGUUACAGCACAAAGGACUGAAACGGGCAAUGUUGUACAAGACUCACAGGAUCCUCCCGCUGCAGCUCGACCUGAAGGAACUGAUCUCACCAGGAGAGAAGCUGCUGCUGUGGAUUCUGCUGCUGCGCCCUCUCCUGGUACUACUUCUGAAUCUCCUACUACUGAUGGAAGUGUUGGUGUGUCUUCGAGUGAAAGUCAAUCUGGAGGAAGUGCAGGAAAUGGAAAUAAAGCAUCAGCACAAUCAUCUUCUAACGGUUCAACAUCAGAGGGCGGUGGUGAAAAUUCCAAUGCCACAACGAAUGAGAAUGACCCAUCAUCUGCAGGAACUGCAAAUUCUGGGGAUGAUACUACAACAAAUAAUGAGGAAUCAACCACUACUACCACCACCACAACAACACUUCCUCCUGAGGCUGCAAACAACAACAAGAAGGGUGAUGCAGACAGCAGCAGCAGUAUCAGCAGUUCUGUGUGGGUGCGUGUACCACUACUGAUUGUGGUUACACUGGCCUGUAUUCUUGUGUGCUGA